Molecule: messenger RNA, 660 nt
Organism: Triticum turgidum subsp. durum (durum wheat)
Lineage: Eukaryota; Viridiplantae; Streptophyta; Magnoliopsida; Poales; Poaceae
Source: the annotation of a GenBank genome assembly
AUGAUGAUGAGGUUCAAUAGUGCAGGCGAUAUUGUCGGUGCUAAAAACUUACCAAGUGUUCAGGCAUUCUACCAGGACACUGUAGUGAUAACAUACAAGGGGUCCUACGUGACAUUUACAAGGAUCCUGACCACUUUAACAGCAAUUGACCUUUCAAAUAAUAGAUUGGAAGGUACCAUUCCUGAGUCAGUUGGACGGCUUGUUUCACUGCGCGUACUGAACAUGUCACACAAUGCAUUCACGGGAAAAAUUCCAACCCAGCUUGGCGGUGUAACUGAUCUGGAGUCACUAGACCUGUCCUGCAACCAACUCUCUGGGGAGAUUCCACAGGAACUCACAAAUCUCACCUCUCUGGCCACCCUGAACUUGUCCGACAACCAGUUGGUGGGGAAGAUACCGCAGUCACGCCAGUUCCUCACGUUUGACAUUACUUCAUUCGAAGGGAAUUUGGGGUUGUGUGGAUCGCCAUUCUCCAACCCCUGUGGCGUAUCACUUGCCCCUCCAAGCGUGGCACACGUGGAGAAGUCUUCAGAUGUGGACGUCAUACUGUUUCUGUUUGUCGGGAUGGGCUUCGGUGUUGGAUUUGCAGCUGCCAUUCUGAUGAGAUGGGGUCGAAUCCGCAAAUGGUUUGUUAAAUCUGCAAGAGCUUUGAGGACUUGA